Paramisgurnus dabryanus is the source of this 2392-nucleotide messenger RNA. The record is from RefSeq and is a predicted model, not a curated record. NCBI's taxonomy places the organism in Eukaryota, Metazoa, Chordata, Actinopteri, Cypriniformes, Cobitidae.
UAGCCGGUUUGUUUUGCAUAAAGACAGGGUUUUUUUAUAGCAAAGGUGUAUGAUGGAGCCUCCCCAAAUGUUCCCAGAAGUUACUGACAGCUCCAUGGAGCUGGGGCAGAACAGAGCAGACGCUUUUAUGCAAAUUGUCACAGGGAGGCAACAGUACAAAAUGUGCUUACACUGUACCAAGAUACAAGUUAUCACUAUUCCAGAACAAUACCUGUUGAGAGAAAAAGAAACAGUAAGUGUUUUUCUACUGAAAAGAGAGAAGAGAUAGUAAUCAAUAUCUAUGUCAAGUAUUUUUGGAAGAGAUGGGAUUUUAAUUUUUUUUUAUUUUGCAAGAGAUGUGGGUAACUGGAGUGCAAUCCACCCUUACAAGACUCUACUUUGACUACAGUCCCAUAUCUAAACUUGAUCAAUCGCUAUGACCACUUUGACUGGAGAAGACUUUGACUUCACUUUCCUGGAGGAAGGUUUCUGUGCACGAGAUAUAGUCGAACAAAAGAUCAAUGAAUCAUCAUUAUCUGAUGAUAAAGAUGCCUUCUACGUGGCAGACCUGGGUGACGUUUUGAAGAAGCAUCUGCGGUGGGCACGCAUCUUACCCCGCGUCAUGCCGUUUUACGCAGUGAAGUGCAAUGAAAGCAGGGCUGUCAUCACAACAUUGGCAUCUCUGGGAGCUGGAUUCGACUGCGCAAGCAAGACAGAGAUUGAGCUUAUUCAGUCUCUGGGUGUGGAGCCAAGCAGGAUCAUCUACGCAAACCCCUGUAAGCAAGUAUCUCAUAUCAAAUAUGCCUUUGCCCAUGGGGUGCAAAUGAUGACCUUUGACAGUGAAGAAGAGCUCAUGAAGGUGGCAAGGUGCCAUGACAAUGCCAAACUGGUUCUCCGUAUCGCCACUGAUGACUCAAAGGCCAUGGUAAGGUUAAGCAUGAAGUUUGGAGCCACGUUAAAGACCAGCCGUCUGCUGCUGGAAAGGGCAAAGGAGUUGGGGUUAGAUGUGAUCGGAGUGAGUUUCCACGUAGGAAGCAGCUGUACUGAUUCUGAGACGUACAGCCAGGCCAUCUCUGAUGCACGCUAUGUCUUUGACAUGGGGGCGGACCUGGGUUACAACAUGACGCUGCUCGAUAUCGGAGGAGGUUUUCCAGGCUCUGAUGAUACCAAACUGAAGUUUGAAGAGAUUGGUGCUGUGGUAAAUUCUGCACUGGAUAAAUACUUUCCUGCUGACUGUGGCGUGAGGGUCAUCGCUGAGCCUGGACGCUACUACGUGGCGUCUGCGUACACGCUGGCAGUCAACAUUAUUGCCAAAAAGGUCAUCAUGAAGGAGCAGUCACCUUCUGAUGAAGAAGAAGAUGAAGGGGCCAAUGACAGAACCUUGAUGUAUUACAUGAACGAUGGCAUAUAUGGUUCCUUCAGCUUUUCUCGGCCCAAUCCUGUCUUGCCAAAUUUGUACAAGAAACCCAAGCCUGAUGAGCGUAUGUACCAAUGCAGUAUUUGGGGUCCAACUUGUGACGGUCUAGACCGCAUCGUGGAGCAGUGCAGCCUGCCAGACAUGCUUGUGGGCGACUGGCUGUUGUUUGAGAAUAUGGGGGCCUACACCGUGGCUGCAUAUUCCACCUUCAAUGGCUUCCAGAUACCUGAUAUUCAUUACAUCAUGUCCCGAGCAGACUGGCAGUGCAUGCAGCAGAUCUGUGCACAGGGAUUGGCCGCUCUUACUGAGGAGCAGUGCAUCGGACACAAGCCAUCCCACUGAAGGCGUGAGAGUAGCUUAGACGUUCCAGCCAAACCGUGCCCUACUCGUGUCCUCUGGGCUAUUGAAUGAUGGCAACUGUUAGAUGUUUUAUUGUUAAUAUGCAACUCUUUUGGUCUGUGUACCUGUAAGCUGGCAUCAGGUUUUUUAUUUCCUAUUAUCCUUUAAUUUUGUAAUGCCAGAUACUUGACUGGAAGAUAUAAGGGGGGUUAAAUGUAUGUCCACCUCUCUUUGUGUUUGAUCUGUUCUUAAACUUGCUCUCAUUUUAAUUGAAGGGUUGAUAUUGUUUAAAGGACACCUAUUUUGGCCUUUAGUCUCAGGUGUGUCCAGAAUGUGUCAAAUGUUCAAAAUAUCCAAAAGAUAAUUUAUUAUAGCAUGUCCAAAAUGCCCCUAUUUUGGUGGAAAUUUAUUGUCUGUACCUUCAAAUGCAAAUGAGCUACAGGUCCUCACUCCCAUACAAACAGACAGUGAACGCUUUCAGUUCAAAUAGAUCUCAGCCAAUAGUAUCUAGUAGACAGAGUACAACUCACUGAGGGUGGACACUAUGCAGGACUGUAAGUGGGCGGGGCUUUAUCAGUGUGACCUCACAUUGAUAAGAGAAUCAAAACGGCAUGUCUAAUGUUUAAUGGAGAUUAAAAAACAAGGUGUGGGUGGAUU